AUGGUCGGGAGUACUGCCAAGAAAGCCGAAGAGGCAGCCGGACGCCCCAAGUACAGCGAGAUGGUCGCCGCCGCCAUCAAAGCCUUGAAGGAGCGGAGUGGUUCCUCCCGUCAGGCGAUCCUUAAGUACAUCCUGAGCUUCUACGGGGUCGAGGACGAGAAGAAAGCAGGUGUUCAUGUCCGGCUGGCGCUGAAGAAGGGCGUUGCCGGCGGGUCUCUGGUCCAGGUGAAGGGGACGGGGGCCUCUGGCUCUUUCAAGCUGGCCAAGGUGGAAGGCAAGGCGGAGGAAAGGAAACCCGCUGCGAAGAAACCGGUCGCGAAGAAGACCACUGUCAAGAAACCAGCCGACAAAAAGACUUCAGCGAAGGAAACAUCCGCCAAAAAAACUUCAGCGAAGGAAACAUCCGCCAAAAAAACUUCAGCGAAGAAAAUAUCCGCCAAAAACACCACAGCCAAAAAAGACGUGACGAAGAAGCCCAGCGCGAAGAAGGAAUCACUGAAGAAAACCACAAAGGAAAAGGUUUCGACAAAGAAAGCCACAGCCAAGAAACCGCCGACGAAGAAAACCGCGCUCAAGCAGCCAGCCACCAAGAAAAUGACCAAGAAGUCUGCAGCUAAGAAAACGGAGAAGAAAUCCACAAACAAGAAGACUGCAACAAAGAAACCCACUUCUAAGACUCCAAAGAAACCCACCGCAAAGAGCACUCCAAAGAACGAAGUAACAAAGAAACUAACAACAAAGAGGUCGACAGCAAAGAAGCAGACUGUCAAGGCAACAGCAACAAAGAAACAAACCACAAAGAAUGGGAGGAGCUAA
Messenger RNA from Penaeus chinensis, 816 nucleotides. Its product is annotated as late histone H1-like. Lineage: Eukaryota; Metazoa; Arthropoda; Malacostraca; Decapoda; Penaeidae. The record is from RefSeq and is a predicted model, not a curated record. The transcript has 2 exons. The coding region runs from base 1 to 816 and encodes 271 amino acids. Gene Ontology annotation, biological process: nucleosome assembly; chromosome condensation. Gene Ontology annotation, cellular component: nucleosome. Gene Ontology annotation, molecular function: structural constituent of chromatin; DNA binding.